AUGAAAAGUAUACGUAUAUGGUUGGUUAGUGCUAUGAAUUCAGUGAGGAUAAUUGAUAACGUUUUUGGUUGAGACCUUGCAAGAGGUAAAAUCAAGACAGAUGAAUGUGGAAAGUAUUGUCGGUGGAUUCUUCAAAUAGAUUCACCAAUCUCUCAAACUGAGAUAUCAUUACCUGGUCCAAUCUCAGCAUCAAUUCGUUCCGGUGCUAUUGGUUGCUUAGAAAAUGAUUUUCGCUGUAAUGAUGGAAAAUGUAUCAGGUUCGAAUGGAAAUGUGAUGGAUCAGGCGAUUGUUCAGAUGGUGAAGAUGAGAAGGAUUGCCCACAUCCUGGCUGUAAACCGGAUCAAUGGCAAUGUGACAAAUACGAGUGGCGCUCAGUUUCUUGUAUUCCGGAAUAUCAGCGAUGUGAUAAUAUCACAGAUUGUGCAGAUGGUUCAGAUGAAGUGGACUGUCCGGGGAUGAGCGUAUCAUGUAAUGUUAACGAUGGCUCAGUAUUCCAAUGCGCUGAUGGAAGACAGUGCUUUGAUAUAUCAAGGAAAUGUGAUGGAAAGUAUGAUUGCAGAGAUCUAAGUGAUGAAAAGGAUUCUUGUCCACACAAUCAUACAGCAUGCUUUCAAUAUCAAUUUCGUUGUGCAGAUCAAUCACAAUGUGUUCAAAAAUCAUGGGUUUGUGAUGGUUCAAAUGAUUGCGCUGAUGGUUCAGAUGAACCAUCAACAUGUGAAUUCAAACAAUGUAGCGGUGGUGAAUUUCAAUGUAAAAACAAACGAUGUCAACCACGAAAGUUUCGUUGUGAUUACUAUGAUGAUUGCGGUGAUAAUUCUGAUGAAGAAGGAUGUGGGCAGUAUCUUUGUCCGCCACAGCAAUGGAAUUGUCCUGGUUCGGGUCACUGCAUUCAUAAAACUAAAUUAUGUGAUGGGAAAAAUGAUUGUUCUGAUGGUGCCGAUGAGAAGAAUUGCUCAUCAAAUCUUUGUCCAUCGUUGGGAUGUCAAGCCGGAUGCCAUUCAUCACCAUCUGGUGGAGUUUGUACUUGCCCCGUUGGCUACAAGUUAGAUGAACGAUUUCACAGAACUUGUUCCGAUAUCAAUGAAUGUAUUGAAUGGGGUUACUGCGAUCAAGGUUGUCAGAAUCAUCGUCCGGGAUUCACCUGCUCAUGUCUUAGCGAAUGUUAUCAUUUGGAAAUGAUGCAUGGUCCUAGAAAUGAUAAUCGUACUCUGCGAGGAUACUGUUUAUCACGAGAUUCAGAUACUAUGAGACUAUAUAUUGCUAGAAGAGAGGGAUUGUACAGGAUAGAUCCAAAUAAUCCAGAUGAAGAAGCAAAAAAAUUGGUUAGCGGUGAAUUCAUUUAUGGUAUUGGAUUUGAUUUUGGUGAUAAGAAAAUGUUUUGGACCGAUCGAUUGUCACACUCAGCAUUCAGUGGUGAUAUUGAUGAUAAUGGAGAUAUAAAAAAUAUUAAGAAACUUGAAUUGAAAAAUUUAAUUUUUCCACGAAAUUUGGCAGUUGAUUGGAUUACGAAUCAUUUAUAUAUUGUUGAGUCGGGAUCAAAACGAAUUGAUAUUUCAACGUUUGAUGGCGAAAGGAGAACUGUUUUGAUCGCUGAUGAUUUGACAUUACCAUUGGAUAUUGCCCUUGAUCCAAUUAGGGGUGAGAUGUUUUUUUCAAAUCAAUUCAAAUUAGAAAGUGCAGCAAUGGAUGGAACUCAUCGACGUACUCUAAUUGACACCCAUACACAUCAAGUGAGCGGUGUUGUAGUUGAUAUUGCCGCUAAACGAGUUUACUGGGUUGAUCCUAAAGUUGAUCGAGUGGAAUCAAUCGAUUACAAUGGAAAUGAUCGAAGGGUAGUUGUACAAGGGAUGAAUGAUGUUCCACAUCCAUUUGGUCUUACCAUAUUCGAUCAGUAUCUCUAUUGGACAGAUUGGACACGUCUUGGCAUUUUGCGUGUUGAAAAGUUUGGCUCACCAGUAGAUAUUAUUUGGACAAAAAAGGAAAAUAAUGUCUUUCCAAUGGGUAUCGCAGCAUAUCAUCCGAUGGUUCAAAUUGGACCGCAAGAAGGUGAAUGUCUUGGAUUGAAGGUUGAUAAUCCAUGCGUUGAAGCUGACUGUCAAGGAAUGUGCAUUUUAACCAAAGAUGCUAAUGGAAAUGGUGUUGGGUAUCGAUGUGUUUGUCCAAUAGGACAGAAGUUAGUGGAUGGAAAGCAGUGCGUCGAUUCCACUAAUUAUCUCUUAUUCAGUGGUACCAAAAUAGUACGUGGCAUAUUUCCGGAAAUAGAUCAGAAUUCGCUGAGUGAAGCAAUUUUACCCGUAUCACCAAUUUCAGAACGUCGUAUUGGAAUAUAUCAUGAAGUAGAAUGUGAUAUUCAUGGUAACAGCUUCUUUUAUGCAGAUGUCUUUCAUCAUACUAUUUACAGAGUAAAACCAGAUGGAGAAGGUUCAGUGCCAGUACUAGUCACUCAUAAUAUGGGAUUGGUUUCAAUGUCAUUCGAUUGGCUUUCAAAGCAGCUUUAUUAUGUUGACAAUAUCCGAAAUAGUCUUGAAGUUGUCAAAAUAUCUGAAGAGAAUCUUGUUCAUCCGGAUCAGCUUAUUCAUCGUCAAUUACUGAGCGGUUUGCGUGAACCGGUUGCCGUUGCUGUACAUCCAUGGCGUGGAAUACUAUUUUUUGCUGAUGCUGAGCGACCUGCAAGAAUUUAUCGAUGUAUGAUAGAUGCAAGUAAUUGUCAAAUCAUACGGAAUACAACCAUCGGAAGACCAUCCAGUAUUACUAUUGAUUUCGCGGAGGAUCGGCUUUGCUACUCUGAUACUUUACUGAUGACAAUUAAUUGUAUGAAUUUUGAUGGUUCAAAUCCAUAUGUUCUACCUGUGGAUAAUCCAAUUCCUGAUGCUAUUGCUAUACUUGGAGAUGAUCUAUAUUAUUUACAUCAGAGGCCAUAUUCCAUACGUCGUGUCAACAAACGAAAUGGCGGUAAAGGUCGAAUUAUCCGCCAAUUUAAUGACAAAUUUCGAAGUGUUUUCUCAUUGAAGGCUUGUUCACCGGCAAAUCAACCGAUACCUGAUCCAUCAAUUGAGCAUCCAUGCCAUUCCAGUGACUGUUCACAACUUUGCUUUGGACUUCCUAAUACUUCAUCAUCCUCAGAAGCUCAACCACUUGUGAAAAGAUGUGGAUGUAAGCAAGGGUUCAAAAUAAAUCCAGAAAAUAUGCGUACCUGUCAACGUGAUCCUCAUGAAGUUAUCGAAAUAAUAUGUGCUAGUAAUACAUCGCAAUUUUUAUGCACUAAUGGACGAUGUAUACGAAAUGAAUGGAAAUGUGAUGGGGAAAAUGAUUGUCUUGAUGGAAGUGAUGAGAUAGGACCAGAUGGUAAGCCUUGUUUUGUUGAAAAAGAAUGUCCAACAAAUACGAUUCGUUGUAACAAUACGAAGAAAUGCAUACCUCAGCAAUAUGCUUGUGAUGGUGAUAAUGAUUGCGGUGAUUAUUCUGAUGAAGAUGUUAAGUAUUGCAAAAAUGGUGAAAUUCCCAUUUGUGCAUCACGAAAGUUUCAAUGUGAUAAUCAUCGAUGCAUUCCGGAACAAUGGAAAUGUGAUUCGGAUAAUGAUUGUGGUGAUGGUUCUGAUGAAAAAUUGGAAAUGUGCGCGAAUGCGACAUGCUCUUCCAGUCAGUUCACAUGCGGGAAUGGUCGUUGUAUUCCGGUUUAUUGGCUUUGUGAUGGUGAUAACGAUUGCUAUGAUAAUACGGAUGAAGAUAAAGAAAGAUGUCCAUCAGUUCAAUGCCGCCCUGAGCAAUUUCGUUGCGCUAACAGACGACAAUGUAUCUCACUCAAAAACCACUGUGAUGGACAACAAGAUUGCGAUGAUGGAUCGGAUGAAGAAAGUUGUCUCUUUCAGGAAAAUAAGUGUACACACAAUGAAUUUACAUGCCUAUCUGAUGGAUUUUGCAUACCGAUAGCAUGGAAAUGUGAUGGACAAAAAGACUGUGAAGAUGGAAGCGAUGAACCGGAAAGCCUAUGUUCAAACACUCAAUGUGCCAAAGAUCAUUUCAAAUGUGCUAAUGGUCGUUGCAUUUUCAACACUUGGCUUUGUGAUGGAGAGAAUGAUUGUGGUGAUAAUAGUGAUGAAGAUGGAGAACAUGGCUGUCAGCGUUCUCAACUACUUGCUAUUCGAUGUCCUUUUGAACAUAUAGCAUGUCCAGGAGCUCCAGAUAAUUGCAUACCAUUACAUAAUUUGUGUGAUGGUAAACAUCAUUGCCCCGGUGGUACCGAUGAAGGUGGACGAUGUGCUCGAGAUUUAUGUGCUGCUGAUCGAGCUGGUUGUGCAUUCAAAUGUCAUAUGAGCCCUGAUGGUCCUCUUUGCUCAUGUCCAUUUGGUGAAGCGCUGGUGAAUAAAACAAAAUGUGAACCAGAAAAUGAAUGCUUAGAUGCUCGUUCGUGCAGUCAGCAUUGUACCGAUGAAAAGCAUGGAUUUAGUUGUAGUUGCGAGGAAGGAUAUAUAUUGGAUGCUGAUAAAAGAACUUGUAAAGUUAUUGAUGGUGUUCAGGAUAUGCGCAUUUAUGUGUCAAAUCGUAAUCGCAUUUAUUGGUCUGAUCGUUUUCUUGAGAAUUGGCAUACAUUCGAAGCACGAGUGGAGAAUGCAAUUGCAUUAGCUUGGGAUUCAGUGGAAGAUCGAAUUUAUUGGUCAGAUAUAAGAGAAAAGAAAAUUUAUUCGGCAACACGAAAUGGCACAAAUGUGACAGUAUUUAUUAGUGAAGGUUUGGAUGUAACAGAAGGUAUUGCAUUGGAUUGGAUUGCGCGUAAUUUAUAUUGGGUUGAUUCAAGUCUUAAUACAAUAGAAGUAGCAUCAUUGGAACGGCCUGGUGCACGAGCAAUUUUAAUUCAUGAAAAUGUUGAUCAACCACGAGGUAUUGCUGUAGAUCCAAGAAAAGGAUUGUUAUUUUGGACUGAUUGGGGACAGAAUCCACGUAUUGAAAGAGCAAAUAUGGAUGGGACUGAGAGAAGUAUAUUGGUAGAUUCGAAGAUUUAUUGGCCAAAUACAAUUGCUUUAGAUUUGACAACUAAUCGCCUCUACUUUGCUGAUAGUAAAUUAGACUAUAUUGAUUUUGUCAAUUAUGAUGGCACUGGUCGUACACAAGUAUUAGCAUCGACAAAGUUCGUCCAGCAUCCGCAUGCUUUGGCAAUAUUCGAAGAUAUAAUUUACUACAGCGAUCGUCGAUUACAACGACUUCAACUUUAUCCAAAAUAUCCAAAUGGUACAUCAAUAGAAUAUCAAUCACAUACAUUCUCUAAGGCUCUUGGUGUCACUGCAGUACAUCCUGUUUUGCAACCUAAUUUCAAAAACCCUUGUGCUGAUAAUCCUUGCUCUGAUCUAUGCUUAAUCGGUAAAAAUAUGACAAGUACAUGCAAAUGUCCACUGGGUAAAAUUUUGGAUGCAAAUGGUAGAAAUUGUAUAAGUAAUAUGAAACCAUUCUUGAUGUUGAUCCAGAAGACGAAUAUCUUUGGUUUAUCAAUGGAUGAUGCAAUAAAUGGGACACCGUCACUUUGCGGAAUGAUACCAUUUGCUGGUCUCAGUAAUGCGUAUGAUGCAGAUUAUGAUCCGGAAUCUGCUGAAAUAUUUUAUUUGGAGCAUGCAACAGCAGGUCGAAUAAUUAGUCCUAAUAGCCUUCCAGAAUCACGAAUUAUUCAAGUAUUAUCAUCUGCGACAAAUCGAACACAGAUAAUUGCAUCACAAAUUCCCGAUGAUUCUUAUACAAUGGCAAUGGACUGGAUCGGACGGAAUAUGUAUGUUGGAAAUAGAAUUUCGCAAACAAUUGAGGUAGUACGAACAAAAGAUAUGCAGUAUCGAGCAACUGUGCUAAACAAUAAUCAAUCUCCUACAGCAGUAUCUAAUCCGGUUGCUUUAGCAAUCGAUUCUGAUCGUGGACUUCUUUUCUGGUUGGAUCGUGGUGGCGGUGCUACUUCACCAAAAGUAGCUCGAGCUGAUUUGGAUGGUAAGAAUGCAUUGGUUAUUGUUUCAAAUGAUCUCACUGAACUAAAUCAUUUAGCGCUUGAUACAAUCAAUCAGCGCUUAUACUUCACAGAAUCAAAAGCUGGUCGAAUUUCAUUUGUAACAUAUGAUGGUCAAGAUCGUGGCUAUAUAUUAAAUGAUGUUGGAAAGCAACCACGUGGUAUUGCAUUCUUCAACAAUCGACUUUUCUAUGCAGAUAGUGCAUUCGAUAGUAUUGAAGUAGCUGUCUUAUCCGGUGAUGAUCAAGCAGUACAAUUUCAGCACUUUAAAAAAGAUGUUGAUCAAUUGAUUAAUAUUAAAGCUAUUUCUGGACGAAGUGCUGGACAUUCUCAUCCAUGCUGGACAAAUAAUGGUAACUGUGAACAUUUAUGCAUUCCGAAAGCAUUUUCACAGCAUUAUUGUAUGUGUGCUACGGGUUAUAUUCUUGAUGAUACCACUCAUUGCAAACUUUUUGAUCAGUCAUUUUUGAUUGUAGCGACAAAGACACAAAUUACUGGAAUACCGUUGAAAGAGGAACAAAAGAAAUCAGUAGCAAUGGAACCAAUUGGUGGUACCGCAAUCACUGCAGUUGAUUUUGAAUUCGAAAGCAAAUCUUUGUUCAUAGCAGAAACAUCGGGUCCUAAUCGAGGCAUCUAUAAGAUUACUUUGGGUGAUGGUGAAGUGAAGAAUAUUGUUCGGGAUAGCUUUGGCUCAUUUACAAUACGAAGUAUCGCUCUCGAUUGGGUUAAUUAUAACUUAUACUUUAUCAAUGUUGAUUCGGAUCGAACUCAUAUUGAAGUUUGUCAACUAGAUGGUAAUCAUCGUAAGAUUCUACUUUCAACAAAAACUGAAACGCCAACUUCUCUUGCUGUAGAUCCAGUUGGUAGAUAUUUAUACUGGGCUGAUCAGGGACAGAAACCUUCGAUUCAGCGAGCUUUCCUAGAUGGAAGUCAUCGACAGGUAGUUGUUCAUGAAAAUAUUGCUGAACCGACGGAUUUAAUAGUUGAUCCAAAUAGUCAUAUGAUCUACUGGACCGAUGCUAAACUUGAUGGAAUAUAUCGCAUUCGAGCUGAUGGUGGACCUGUGGAAUUAGUACGAAGCGAUAUUGCCGCUGCAGCGGGCAUUUCAUUGCUCGGACAAACAAUGUACUGGACAGAUAAUCGCUUAGAAAAAGUCUUCUCUGCAACCAGCCACCCGAAUCAGACAUCAUUGUUAUUAUCACCAACGACAAUUGCUGCUGGUUUAGUUGAUCUGGGAAAUGUUGUUGUAUUUGAUGAAUCCGUGCAGCCAAAAGCAUCAUCACCCUGUCAAAGAACGGAUAAUUUGAGGAAAACUCCAUGCUCUCAACUUUGUUUCGCUUCACCUGGCAGUCAAAGUCCUUUGUGCGCAUGCGCUCGUGGCAUACUAAAGGGAAGAUCUUGCGAAGAGCCUGAAACAUUCCUAAUGUUUGUGGAUGGUACCAAUAUAGUGGAUACACCGAUUGAACCAGAUGUAAAAGCGCCAAAUCCAUUAAAGAAAGCUUUACCACAAAUUGAAAAUUUGCAAACAUUUGAUGUUGAUGUGAAUUUACGGCGCAUCUAUAUGGUUACUGAAUCUUCAUAUGGCGCAAAUAUCUCAUGGUUUGCAAUGAAUCAACCAGCUAAACGAAGGCUCAUUUUUGGUCCAACAAAAAAUAAACUUACUGAAUCAGUGCGACAUAUUUCGGAUAUGAAACUUGAUUGGUUAACGCACAAAAUAUAUUUCACUACUGGCAGGGGUGGUAAAGUAUAUGUGGUAGAUGUACAAGGUGAACAUGCAGCUACAGUUGCAAAUGGUGAUUGGACAUAUGCUUUGGCUUUGGAUCCAUGUGCCGGUUUUGUUUUUUGGUCUGAUAGUGGUUAUAAAAUAACUGGCGGUGUAUAUGAGCCGCGAAUCGAACGUGCCAAUAUGGCAGGUGGCGAUCGACGUGUAAUUCUAAAAGAGGGUAUAAGUUUACCUGCUGCACUGACGAUUGAUUUUCGAGAACAGCGACUUUAUUGGGCUGAUAUCAAUAAAUUAAAUAUUGAAUCAUCAGAUUAUGAUGGCAAGAAUCGACGUGCAAUCGGUGUUGGAUAUCGUGCUAAAAGUCUUGAUAUAUGGGGUCAAUGGUUAUAUAUGAGUGACCCGCUAGCCAAUGGUAUAUUUCGCAUGAAUAAGAAUUCUGGUAUCGAUUAUGAGAAUGUUGUAUCAGAUCGACGAAUUCCAUCUACAUUGCGAGUAGUUGCUUCGGAAGCGGAUACACGAACUCGUAACCAAUUCUGCAGUACAUACAUAUCAGGUUUAUGCAAAAAGGAUAAUGGUGGCUGUGAACAGCUUUGUCAUGUAAUUGCAUCUGAUAGCGAAGUGACAGCUUCAAAGGUGCAAUGCGCUUGCAAUGAUUCUUUCGAACUUGUCACUGAACCUGGCAAAGAUAUUGCUACUCAAUGUGUACCUCGCGAAGUUGUUCAAACUUGUCAAGCACCAUAUAACUUCCAAUGUGGUGAUGGCACUUGUAUAGCGCUUAUCGCAACAUGUAAUGGUCAACAAGAUUGUGCAGAUGGUUCGGAUGAGCAUCCAACGUAUUGUAAUACGCGUGUAUGUCCGGAGCGAUAUUUUCUAUGUAAUAAUCGACGUUGUAUCGAUGCUGAACUUGUAUGCAAUAGCAUAGAUAAUUGUGGCGAUAAUUCAGAUGAACUUGAUUGUUCUGUUACAUCACCAUCCACUUGUCCUGCUGGACAUUUCGAGUGCUCUAAUGGACAUUGUAUCAACAGUACCAAAAUAUGUGAUGGUCAUAAUGAUUGUCAUGAUGAAAAAGUAUCUGAUGAAAAUAAGGAAACAUGUCCAGAUUUAUCUAUUGAUUGUCGUGGAGUACGAAUACGUUGUCCAAAUACGAAUAUUUGUAUUCAGCCAGCGGAUCUUUGUGAUGGUUAUGAUGAUUGUGGUGAUAAAGCUGAUGAAAAUAAACUUUUCUGCAUGAAUCAACCAUGUGCUGUACAUUAUGUUCGUUGUCCGAGCGGUCGAUGUAUACCAGAAACUUGGCAAUGUGAUGGUGAUAAUGAUUGCGGUGAAGGCGCUUGGGAUGAAAAUCAUACGAAUUGUACAGAUUCUGCUGGAAGGCGUAUUUGCUUAGGAGAAUAUUUAUUCCAGUGCGAUAAUGGGAAAUGCAUCAGUCGAGCAUUUAUUUGUGAUGGCGAAGAUGAUUGUGGUGAUGCAAGCGAUGAAAGUAUGAUUCAUAACUGUGGGAAUCGUACAUGUAGUGAUCAAGAAUUUCAUUGCAAAUCAAAUGCUCAUCUUACUCAACCAAAAUAUGAAUGUAUACCAAAAGCAUGGCUUUGCGACGGUGAUGUCACUUGCGCAAAUGGAGAAGAUGAAAGCAAGGAAUUAUGCGGAGUGGAAAAGAAAGAGUGUAAUAAGGGCGAAUUUAGGUGUGCGAACAAACAUUGUAUCCAUGCUUCAUGGGAAUGUGAUGGUGAUAACGAUUGCCUGGAUGGUUCCGAUGAGCAUGCCAAUUGUACUUACUUACAAUGUCAACCUGAUUUUUGGCAGUGCGAAAAUAAGAAAUGCAUCCCUGCUUCAUGGAGAUGUGAUGGAAAUGAUGAUUGCGAGGAUGGUAGCGAUGAGAAGGAAUGUGCUGAUAAAAAUGCUACAGCGCUAACGGUUUGUACUGCGGAAGAGUUCCGUUGUAAUAGCGGAGAAUGUAUCGCUGCAACGAAAGUAUGCGAUCGAGUUUAUGACUGUUCGGAUAGAUCCGAUGAAUCAUCAAAAUGCUCUAUUAAUGAAUGUAGCGUUGCCGAAAAGCCAUUGUGCGAACAAAAAUGUGUUGAUUUACCAAUCGAUUAUCGUUGUGAUUGUUUCGAAGGAUUUGCUAUUGAUGAAGAUGAUAAGAAAUCAUGCCAUGAUAUUGAUGAAUGUGAAACUGGCCUUGGUCGUUGUAGUCAAAAAUGUGAAAAUAAAAUUGGUACUUAUAAAUGCUGGUGCAUUGAUGGAUAUUCUAUAUUAAAUGAUGAUCGUACAUGUAAACGAGUUAAUAUGGAUCCGGAACCGUGGUUGCUAUUUGCAAAUAAGCAUUAUAUACGGAAACUUACUGUGGAUGGAGUAAAUUAUGAAUUAGUAGCUCGAGGAUUUGAAAAUGUUAUAUCGAUGGAUAUUGACAUGAAAGAAAGAAAAGUCUAUCUUGUGGAUUCCGGUAAACUUAGACUCUAUAGAGUUGGUAUGGAAGAGUUAGAUCAACCAAUUGACUCCUAUGAAGUAGUACUGAAACAUAAUAUUUUUGGUACUGAAGGCAUUGCAAUUGACUGGGUUGGGCGCAAAUUGUACAUGUUGAAUCGACAGGAACGUUCGUUACGCGUCUGUGAAUUGAAUGGCCGAUAUUGCAGAACACUUAUUCGUGAUCGUAUCGUUCAACCAAAGGCAAUAGUAGUGCAUCCAGAAAAAGGCUAUCUAUAUUUUACGGAAUGGAGUUUGCAAGCAUAUAUUGGUCGAGUAUCAAUGGAUGGGUCUCCACAAUUAGCUGAUCCAAUUGAAAAACUUGCUGAAAAUGAUCUUGGCUGGCCAAAUGCUCUUGCUAUUGAUUACUUUUCUGAUAAACUAUUCUGGGCGGAUGCGCACUUAAAUGAAAUUGGCUUUAUGAAUUUGAAUGGCGGUGCCAGACAUCAUAUUCCAGCAAAGCGCACAUCCCACGUCUCAUCGAUAACCGUAUUCGAUGAUUAUUUGUUUUGGUCAGACUGGAACUUACGAGAAAUUAUUAGAGCAGAUAAGUGGACUGGGCUGAAUGAAACAGUACUGAAAAUAACGACACAAUUGCCAAAUGACAUUAGGGUUAUUCAUCCAUUCCGACAACCGGAAUAUAAGAAUCCAUGUGGUGAUGAUAACGGUGGAUGUUCUCAUUUAUGUUUGUUAUCAGCGCAUGAUCCUGGUUUCACUUGUUCUUGUCCUGAUCAGUUUCUUCUUCUUACUGAUAAUAAAACUUGUGAACCUCAAUGCACUGAUCGACAGUUUGCAUGUGGCGGCGAUGACGCUAAAUGUAUUCCAAAGCUGUGGUACUGUGACGGAGAGCCGGAUUGUGGUGAUGGUAGCGAUGAACCGGGAAAAGAUAUUUGCGGACCGAGAAUUUGUGCUGUUGGAGAAUUCCAAUGUAACAAUCACAACUGCACACGACCAUUCCAACUUUGCGACGGUAACGAUGAUUGUGGUGAUGGUUCUGAUGAGGUAGAAUGUGACAAGCCAUGCAAUCCAUGGAUGUUCAAAUGUACAGCAACCGGAAAGUGCAUCCCGAAGCGAUUCAUUUGUGAUGGAGACGAUGAUUGUGGCGAUCUAUCCGAUGAAACAGAUGUCAUAUGCAAAAACAAGGAUCGAAACUGUACUGCGGAAGAAUUUCGUUGCUCUAAUCACAAGUGUAUACCGAAGAUGUGGAAGUGUGAUAAUGAUGAUGAUUGCGGUGAUAAUUCAGAUGAGCCACCAGAAUGCGUAAAUACCGAAUGUCGCAAAGGAUGGACUCGAUGUUCCACUUCAUAUAGAUGCAUACCAAAUUGGGCAUUCUGUAAUGGACAAGAUGAUUGUCGUGAUAAUUCAGAUGAAAUGAUUGAUCGAUGCCCGGCUUGUGAUGAUGUUGGUGAAUUUCGAUGUGCUACAUCAGGAAAAUGUAUUCCGAAAAGAUGGAUGUGUGAUAGUGAAAACGACUGUGGUGAUGAUUCCGAUGAAACAGAUCCGUCAUGUGGAGGCACAUCGAGACCAUGUUCAGAAUCUGAAUUUCGGUGCACUGAUGGUCGCUGUAUUCCUGGAAAUAAAGUUUGCGAUGGUACUGCACAGUGUUCUGAUGGUAUUGAUGAGUCACAGUGCAAAUUACGUGAGUGUAAUGCAGGAUAUAUGAAAUGUGACGAUGGUACUUGUAUACCUGAGCGUCGUUGGUGUGAUCGUCGGCGUGAUUGUCCGAAUGCUUCUGACGAAUCUCAUUGCGAAAAUUAUCCGAAUCGCCGUGAAUGUAGUCCAUUUGAAUUUGAAUGCAGUAAUUCAGUGUGCAUCCCACGUAAAUUCAUUUGCGAUGGUGAUAACGACUGUGGUGAUAAUUCUGAUGAAACAAAUGAGCACUGCAAGAAUACAUUAUGUGAUCCGCCACUUCGUUUUCGUUGCGCUCAUUCCAGACUUUGUCUCAACAUUUUGCAGUUAUGUAAUGGCAUCAAUGAUUGUGGACCAUUUGACCAUUCAGAUGAGCAUUUGUCCAUGUGCAGCUCAUUUUCUGAAUAUGGCGAUUGCACUACCAAUCAGUUCAAAUGUACCAAUGGUAAAUGCAUCAAUGCAUCAUUGGCUUGCGAUCACAAUGAUGAUUGCGGCGAUGCAAGCGAUGAAAUUGGAUGUGCGAAAAGAAAAGGAAUUACAUGUUCAACAAACAAUGAAAAUGGGAAUUGUAAACAUUUGUGUACAGAUGUCAAAAAUGGUUAUUACUGUCAUUGUCGAGAUGGAUUUCAACCAAAUCCAGAUGAUCCUUAUGAUUGCAUUGAUAUUAAUGAAUGUGCAGGAAAUAAUACUUGCACUCAGAGCUGUCUGAAUACCAAAGGAUCAUAUCUUUGCCACUGUCUUGAGGACUUCGAAAAUAAUGUGGUUGUAGGAGCAAUGACUGGCAAAGAUUGUCGUGCCAAGGGUGAGCCACCGCUAAUAAUGGUAGCUGCAGAUGGUGAAGUGAUACAAUUAAAUCUUGCUCAUGCAGGUGAAACAAAUCGUCAUGCAGUUGGUACACUUGAGCAAAAUAAUAUUAUUGCAUUAGAUUUCGAUCCACGUAAGGAAUUAAUGUUCUGGAUUGAUGGUCAGCAACGUAAAAUUUAUCGAUCCGCAUUACCUAAAGGAAAUCAAUCACAUGCUGGGCAGGAACUUUAUAUUGAUUUCAAAGAUUUGAACUCUUCACCAAACGCACUUUCCAUUGAUUAUCUUACAGGGAAUAUAUAUUUCACAACAGUAUCAAAUGAGGAAACUGCAGGAUUUAUAGCAAGGAAGAAAAGAGAUGCGGAGGAAAAUGAAAAUAAAGGUAGUGGGGACGGUACAAUUUAUAUGGCAAAAUCGGAUGGUCGUUAUUUGCGAACUGUAAUUAAGGGACGACUUCAUAUUCCAACUGCUAUUAUUACAUUGCCACAAAUUGGACGAAUAUGUUUUGCGGAUGCUGGAUUUAAUGCAAAAAUUGAAUGCGCUGAUAUGGAUGGAAAACAUCGCGAUGUUAUUGUAAAAGACCUCAUUUAUUCGCCAACUUCAUUGGCUGUUGACGAGGGUAAAGAGAAUCGAAUAUAUUGGGCUGAUCCGAAGUACCGCAAAGUGGAAUCAGUUUUACCGGAUGGUUCAAAACGAACAACAGUUAUAGUGGAUAAUCGGAUGCCGUGGACAAUCGAUGUGUUCGAGAACAAUCUCUAUUGGGCUUCCAAAGAAAGCGAAGAUUUAUUUGUACAGGAUAAAUUUGGUCGUGGUCGUAUCAGUGUAUUAGCUUCCAGUAUUCGAAAUGCACACAAUAUUCGUAUACAUCAGCGUUUCGCACGUGACACGUCACGUAGUGUAUCAGCAUGCUCGCAAGCUUCAUGCAGUCAUUUGUGUGCUGAAUUACCUCAAAAUACUUACGGAUGCUUAUGUCCUGAUGAAUCACCACAACUUGAUGAUGGUUCAUGUUCUGGUACCAGAGUGGACGAGUUACCAAUUCCAAAACAAUGUGAAUGUCAAAAUGGUGGUAUAUGUCAAUUAGAUGGUUAUUGUGAUUGUGGUGAUUUUGAAGGAGAGAAAUGUCAGAAAGGUUCUACUGUAUCCCGACAGUUAAUUGGUCGAUUUGGUUCGAAUGCUUUAUUGGCGGCAUUGCUCUUCGUUUCUUUGCUAGCCUGUGUUGCGCUAAUGGCUUUGGUUGGAACGAACCUUUAUAGGAAGCGCCUAUUACUCUUCAAAAAAAAUGAAGCUGCUGAUGGAGCUGUUUCAUUUCACGGGAAUGUUAUCUCAUUUAGCAAUCCGGUACUUGAUCCUAAACCAAGUGAUGCAACAUCAGUGGAAUAUGGUAUGGUACAAUUACAAGCAAGUUCGGUAGCUUCAGCAACAACAUUUUCAAAUCCGGUAUACGAAAUGGAAGAAUCAUCCGAUGCUCAUUCGAUACGAUCCUCUUCCAUUAUAGCAUCAUCACUUACUGAAACAUCAAAUGGCAAUGGUGCAUCGCGGGCGCAUUCUUUUGCUUCCAUCGAUAUGAAACCUGAACUUUCGACUUCUGUUAUUGCACCUCAUUCAGAUCUAAGGCCAAGUGUACCAUUACCGCCUAGGAGAACGCUAAAAGAAGGAAACGAUAAAAUGAUGCUUGUAAGCAACAAUGAUGAGGUCACCGAUGUGUAA
Messenger RNA from Cercopithifilaria johnstoni, 14301 nucleotides. NCBI's taxonomy places the organism in Eukaryota, Metazoa, Nematoda, Chromadorea, Rhabditida, Onchocercidae. The record is from the annotation of a GenBank genome assembly.